Arachis ipaensis is the source of this 1175-nucleotide messenger RNA. Lineage: Eukaryota; Viridiplantae; Streptophyta; Magnoliopsida; Fabales; Fabaceae. The record is from RefSeq and is a predicted model, not a curated record.
AUGGUUGUGUUGAUGAUGAGAAUUGAUAGUGAUGUAAUGAUGAUUGGUGGAUAUGUGAUAGAUGUGAUAUUGAGAUUGAGAAUAAUAUGUGGAGAAAAAUGUGAAUUUGUUAUGAAGAAGACAUCAGUUUAUCUCAUAUAUGGUGAGCCAAAUAAUGAAGAAAUGGAGAACAGCCACGUCAGAGGAGAUAUGGAUGCUACUGAUAUGAUAGAAGAUAAGAAUGUUAUUACUUUUAGGGGCUUUUUGAUUUCUAACUGGGAAAGACUUGACCGUCUUUGCCAUCCUCAUGGAUCAAAUUAUCCCUACUGCAUUAAAUCUGCUGUCAAUGCUGAAAUUGACAUGGUAAUGGUGGGUUUACAAUUUGAACCAUUCAUUGAAGAUUUGACCUUUCUUGUUAAAUCGGGGAAAGUACCAAUAAGCAGAAUUGAUGAUGCUGUUGAGCAAAUUUUGAGAGUGAAGUUUGCCGCUGGUCUUUUUGAAUUUCCUUUUAGUGACAGAUCUUUGCUAGAUAUGGUUGGAUGCAAGCAACAUAGAGAUCUAGCACGCGAAGCAGUUCGAAAGUCCUUGGUUCUGUUGAAAGAUGGAAAAGAUAUUAGCAAACCCUUUCUUCCAUUGGAUAGGAAAGCAAAGAGAAUCCUUGUUGCUGGGACUCAUGCCGAUGAUCUUGGAUUUCAGUGUGGAGGUUGGACCAAAACUUGGUAUGGAUGUAGUGGGAGGAUUACCAUUGAUCUAAAUGCCACAAGAACUUCAAAAUGAAGAGGAAUCCUCAGAAAGUAAAAUGGACCAAGGCGUAUAGGCGGGUGCAUGGAAAGGAUAUGACUCAGGAUUCAACCUUUGAGUUUGAGAGAAAGCGAAACAGGCCAGAGAGAUAUGACAGGAAUCUUGCAGAGAACGUCCUCAAGGUCAUUCCAAAGAUUGAAAAGAUCAGAGUCACCAGGGAGGAGAGGCACCAUAAGAAUAGAAUGAAGGGCAAGAAAGAAAAAGAUAUAGAAGGAGGCAGCAAAGGAGUUGGAGCAGGGCAUCAGUUUGGUCAAAGCUCCUUUGGCCCUUCAGAAGGACCCAUUUCUUACAUUACCACAAAAGAUCAAAGUCUCUGUUUCCCAAUGGCAAUCAGAGGACAACAAUGCGAUGGAGGAGUGAUGUCAAUGCUGCACUCUGUGUGUGUGUGUGUUUCA